Cooperia oncophora is the source of this 423-nucleotide messenger RNA. NCBI's taxonomy places the organism in Eukaryota, Metazoa, Nematoda, Chromadorea, Rhabditida, Trichostrongylidae. The record is from the annotation of a GenBank genome assembly.
AUGAUUGCUAAGCUCCUUCUUGCCGCCUCCCUCUUGUACGCUACUUACGCUGCCGACACAUGCAUUCACUGCAUCUGUCUCCACGAGUCCGGAUGCAAAGCGAUUGGCUGUGAAAUGGACGUCGGAUCUCUGUCCUGCGGUUAUUACCAGAUUAAACUGCCCUACUACGAGGAUUGCGGCACGCCUGGCCGCAAGAGCGGUGAAGACCUCACGACCGCAUGGAAGAGAUGCGCCGACGACUACACCUGCUCCACUCAAUGCGUCAACGCGUACGUCAACCGCUACAAGGGUGGAUGCUCAUCAACUGGCGAGGGAACUUGCCAAGUGAUGGCUCGUCUUCACAACGGAGGACCAUCAGGAUGCAAGAUUUCUGGCACUGAACAGUACUGGAAUGCUAUCAAGAAAUGCUGCUCAUGCACAUAA